UCCCUCAUAUUAUUCAGUUUUAAUUGCUCUAUUUUUUAUUAUUAAUUUAUUUUUAAUUCAACAGAUAUUCUGCGUUUUGGUGAAACUUUGUAUUUUUACUGAAAACCAUGUCGGACGCUUUGUCUGACGACGGCAGCGACUUCAACCAGGAUGACACCCAGGAGGAUGUUAUGACCCCGGCGGAGCUGAUCGCUAAACUGGAAGAAGCUUGGCUAAAUGAGAAGUUCUCACCGGAGCUGCUGGAGAACAAAUCAGAGGUGGUGGAGUGUGUGAUGGAGCAGCUGACUCAUAUGGAGUCCAACUUGCAGCGGGUGAAGAAAGGCGAUGCAAAGGCCAGCAUCCAUCGCAUGGAAAUAGACAGGAUCCGCUACGUUCUCAGCAGCUACCUGCGCUCUCGUCUGCAGAAGAUUGAAAAGUAUUUCCCACAUGUCUUGGAGAGAGAGAAGUCUCGGGGUGAGGGCGAGCCGUCUCUGCUGUCGCCUGAGGAGUUUGCUUUUGCCAAAGAGUAUUAUGCCAACACAGAAAGCUACCUGAAGGCUGUAGCACUGAAGCGCAUGCCAGCCAACUUACAGACUGUGGAUAUGCUCAAAGCAGUGCCUGAGCCCUGCCUGGACUCCUUUGUGUUUCUGCGAGUGAAAGAGAGACAGGAAAACAUCCUGGUAGAGCCUGAAACGGAAGAUCAGAGAGAGUAUGUCGUGGAUCUCGAAGAGGGCUCUCAGCACCUAAUGCGUUAUCGAACUAUAGCUCCACUUGUGUCAAGUGGAGCUGUGCAGUUGAUAUGAAUGCAAAGGUUGCUUGUUACUUUGGAUCCAGGAGACAUUCUUGAAAUAAAGACGGCGCAGUGAUCACAUCAGGAAGCAUGCCCUUCAUCCUCACCUUUCAUCCAGAAUAAGGACUGACUUUUGGGAUGUAAAUAUAGAGACGUUUGUAGCACCAUGGCACCAGAGUUUAAUUCUGUGGGGGUGGGGGGACACGAUCGAGGUCACUGCCAGCGGGAACUAAAAGCUGUGGAUGAACCCUGUUUACUAAACUAGGUUUUUUGCAGCACUGAGUUUGUAUUUUUGGAUCUUUUUAAUCAUGUUAUAACAUAUUCUUUGUUGUGUAGUACGUUGGUGUGCAUGUGACUGAUAAAGACAGCUCUGUCUAAUCUGUUUAUUCAUUACUCUUCAUGUUGCUCCAUCCAAAUGAUUCAUGUUAUUGGAUGAUUUCUCAGCUGCUCAAUAACCGGAUGCAUCAGAUGACCCGACGGUGAAAUUUCAUCAGUUCACUUGGCAUCAUAACGCCUUCCAUCCCGAGGUGCUCAUGCUAGAUGUGCAUGCAUCUUUGCAAGAUCAGGGUUUGUUUGCUGUAAUUUAAGGACAUUCACACUUGAAUUAACAUGCUUUAAUGUCAUCGAUUGUCCUGUUAAUGCUCACCUAGCUGUUGUACAUCGUGACAUUACUCUUUUUCACUUGUUGAAAGUUUCCUUUUUGACUUUGUUUUAAACUUUAACCUAAAAGAUGUUAUGGUAGCAUUGUUAUGUAAGUGUUUCAGCGGGCGCAAUCAGUGCUUAUUGUUUGCCUUCACAUAAAUUCACCAGUAAUUGGAACUAAUAAGGGAUUGAAAGAGUGGGCUUAGACAGUCGUCUUGAUUACUCUGUGUUGCUAACUCUUAAACUGCAUUCAUUGAAGACCUGGAGAAGAAAUGUUACUUGAUGUUCUGAUUAGCACACUGCUGUCAUAUAGUGUGUGCCUUGACCUGGUAAAACCAGGAACAAAUCAAGUUGAUUUAGAUGUCUGAUAGCAUACAGUGUGGUUUUGAGGGGAACGGGCCUGUUAUUAUUCCUAUUAAAAUGUUGGAAAAUAAAAUAAAUAUUCCUUCAGGCAUUGAAGAUAGUUUGAAAUGUGAGUUGGAGAAAAAAUAAAAUGA
Messenger RNA from Pelmatolapia mariae (spotted tilapia), 1908 nucleotides. It is a transcript of the gene gins4, whose product is annotated as GINS complex subunit 4 (Sld5 homolog). The record is from RefSeq and is a predicted model, not a curated record. NCBI's taxonomy places the organism in Eukaryota, Metazoa, Chordata, Actinopteri, Cichliformes, Cichlidae. The transcript is spliced from 8 exons. The coding region runs from base 108 to 782 and encodes 224 amino acids. Gene Ontology annotation, cellular component: GINS complex. Gene Ontology annotation, biological process: double-strand break repair via break-induced replication; DNA-templated DNA replication.